CUAUCCUUCCUUUUAUGAUUUUAUUACACGACAGGUGGCUACACUGGCACGCCAAAACAUGGCUGCGUUUUGACGGUGAGCGAAAGUUGUAUUGUUAUAAAGUGGUUGUGAAACAAUUGAGAAACUCUAUUGCGACUUCAGUGAAUUGUUUAAAGAAGAGAGUAUGCAGACUACAUGUUUGACGUUAUUUUCUCAUUGAAGACAUCUUCGCUAUUCCAGAAAAUAUCCCCCAAGUAUCAAGAAGUUGUGUUUAUAACCUGCGAAUCAACUAAUUUCUGCGAAAUAAUAUUAUUCGUCAAGAAAAUCCAAUAGUGACUCCGAAAGAUCGGAAUUAACGAAGUUGGCUUUGUAAACGUUUGGCAUGUGUUGAAACAACCUGUUAAAAGUUCACUGAAUUCUGUUAAUUGUUCUAUUUUCAAAACGAAUUUGAAUUAAUAGUGCAUCAUUUACCAGUAAAAAUGCACUGAAAAUCCCAGAGAAAUGAAGACCGUACAUUUCCGCAAAAUGCAUAUGGACACAACGCAGAAGGAGUCUUAUUCCAAAUGUGUUUGAAGAAAAAGCAGCCAUGAAUGAAAAAUCUCCCUCAACGCUCACCAAAACCUGCUCCAAAUUUACAUGAAGACAGUUUCUGAUGUUAUGUUUAUGUUCAAGGUGUUGUGACUUUUCUGUGACUGCGAUGUGAUGGAGGACUGAUCUUUCGACACGCUGGAUCGAGCUAACUCUGGUCCAGGGGGUUGCCUAGACGGCGGAGGAACUGUACCCCCCGUCGUCCCACAGCCCCCGGGACCCCCGGGCCUGCCAUCUCUUCAUUCUGAGGUUACGCCAAAGCAAGCCGUAGUCGAAAGGCUACGUCGCCGUAUAGAAACGUACCGGAGAAGACAAAACGACUGCAUGCCUCGAUUCGACCACUCGAUCAGCGGUAUCUACGAGCAGAACCAGCAGGAUACGAUGCAGCUGAAGCAGCGGUAUCUGGACGCCAAGGCGAAGAGAGUACCAAAGAGCAAGGAUAAGAAACAGCAGGACUCGAUCCAGAGCAGCGUCCACGUGCAGCAGAAAUUCCUGAAGCGGUCCGCGGACGAGCUCGAUCCAGGCGGCGGCGGCCCCAGCGACAGUUUCGAGCCUCCCGUGAAGCUUCAAUGCACGACGCAGCAGCAGCAGCACCAGAACCCAGAGGGUCUCACCAAGUUCUCCGUCGAAAUCGUCCAGCAGCUCGAGUUCACGACCUCUGCAGCUAGCGCGCAGCCGCAGCAGAUCUCGACGAAUGUCACCGUCAAGACGCACGCGAACGCUUCAGUCAAGAGCGACGUUUCGUCCCCCAAGUCGACCAACCCUUCGCCGGCGCACCCCAAACCCAACAUCGACGUCGGGACGCUCGUCGAGUGCGUCAAGCAGGAACCCGACAACGACUUCGCCGACUUGGAUCAAUGUGCCGCAGCUCUGGAGAAAGACGCGGCCGGAGGCUUCGGGGGCUUCCCCGAUCUCAUCGGCGACGACACCAACGACGAGAUCAUCUCCUCGGCCACCUUCAACGACCUCAUCUCUGACAUCAGCAACUACCCCGACUACGAGCUGAUGAAGGACUUUGAUUUCGAUGACAAGUCCGAGAGCGGCUCCAAGCUGGAGGACGUAAAGGAGGCGUCGCAGCAGAGCCUUUCUGACGCCGGUAAGCAGCAACAGCAGAUACCCACUCAGAGCAACUACUCCCAGCCGGUGUUCGACAAGACCAGGAUGGCGACCGGAGGCGGCUACCCCAACAUGGACUUCUCCAAGACGGAGCUGAGUCCGGCAGCGCAGACCCUCAAGCAGAUGGCGGAGCAGCACCAGCACAAGAACCAGCUGGGGCUUUCGUUCGCCGGACCCAACGCGGCUAGGGUGCCGACAGCGCGUUCUCCUUACCCUGACUUCCCGUUCCAGACGGACUACGGCAGCCCCACCGCAGCCGGCUUCCACAAGGGCAGCCCCGGCUUCUCGCAGCAGCCCGACCUCAUCAAGCAGGAGAUCUUCCAAGGCGCUGAUUUCGCCGACAUGAAACGCAAGGGCGGCAUCUACAAACAGCAGCAGUACUCGCCGUACGGCAGCCCGAGCAGUCACGGUAGUCCCGGAUACUUGCCGCCCCCGCGCGCAGGUGCUGCUCCCAAUCCCGGAGCCGGACCUUUCGGGGGAGGUACGCCGCCCAGGCCGUCUUCGGGGCCAGGCGGAAACAAUUCCGGCGCUUCGGUGCAAAUCAACCAGGCGCAGCAGUUGAACAUCAGCCAACAGGGCCACGGACAUACGAUACAGGUAUCCGCCGGCCAACAUGUCCACCUCAGUGGCGACCUCAAAGGCAACGUUUCGAUCGCCGCCCAGCAGGGCAUGCAUUUCAGCCAUCACUCCAGCCAGAACGGAGGCGUAUCGACCUCACAAUCUUCUUCUACCAACAACCAGCAACAGCACCAUCACCAACGGUCGCAGCAGAGCCCUUUGGGGACGCCCCAACACCAGAAUUCCCCAAUGCACAACAGCAUGGGUUCCCAGAACUCGAUGAAUCAUCAGUCGGGAUCGCAUUUAGGUGGCGACAUGCACCCAGGCAGUCAGCAGAUGUCCGGAUCGCAACAGCAGUCCGUUGGGGGUGGAAUCCAAGGGAUGGGCGGUAUGCCCGCCUCAGGAAAUAUGCCGGGAUCUGAAAGCAUGUCCGGCAACAUGGGCAUGCCCAACAUGGGACACGGCAGCGGCAUGAGCGGACUUAACAGUAACCUGGGCGGCCCUGGCGGCCUGCCGUCCAACAUGUCCGGCAGCAUGGGCGGCGCCGGAGGAAUGCCCGGUAGCAUGGGCGGCAUGCACCCCGGCAUGCAUCACGUUGGCGGCAUGGGCGGCGGCCAUUCUGACACGUAUUCUUUGUCUCAAACGCAGACCAUUAACUUCACUCAACAAUCUCUGCGAAGAGCUGGUGGACCAGGAGUGGGCAAUCCGAUGGGAGCAUCGGUCCCUAUGGGCCCGGGACCAAUGCCUAGUCAGGGCAACAUGGGACCAAGACUGCUCAAUGCGGCACAGCAAUCGCUCGAGCAACAGAAACUUCUUCACCAACAACAGCAACUGAUGCGUGCUCAGCAACAGCAACAGGCCGCCAUGCAGCAGCAACAGCAGCAGCAGCACAUGGUUCGUCCACCGCCCCCCGAGUACAAGGCAAGCGCCGGUAUGAUGCAAGGAAUGCAGCCGAGAUACGCGGCCACGCCGCCCAACAUCAGGCGGAUGCCACACCAGCCGAUGCCGCCCUCCGGUCCGAUGAUGCGUUCCAAUAUGUUCCUGCUGCCCCAACAGCAGCAGCAGCAGCAACAGCAGCAGCAGCAUCAAUCGCAGAUGCAACAGAGAACAGUGAUGUAUGCCAGACAACAAGGUCCUUUGCCAGGACUGGAUCAGCACAACAGCAGCGAGUGGAGGCAUCUGCUCAUGGCCCAACAACAGAGCUCCAAUUUCAACCCCAUGCGACCCAAUUUCCAACAAGGUUUCAACGUAAACUCGAACAAUAUCCAGCAAAUGUCCGUUCUGCAGCACCAGCAGCUUCGAAGCCAACAAGGCAUGGUGUCUGGCAGCCUAGGCGGCCAGCAGAGCUUAAACCAGGGACUGAUCCAGGGGCAAGUUUUGUCGCAAAACAACAGCCCGAUGACUCAAAUGAACAACAUGAAUCAAGCCAUGUUGCACAUGCAACAGCAACAGCAGCAGCAGCAAAACCUUAUGCAGCAACAUAACUCGCACAUGUCCAUGUCAAACAUCCACAUGCAGCAAUCCCAGUCGCUCUCCGUCUCGAACCAGCAGCAAACCACCAUGAACAAUCAGCUGAGCGGCGCCCCUUCAAAUCCCCAGAACAACAUCCUAAGCACGUUCAACCCGCAGGCUGACUUCAAUUUCGAGUUCCUGGACAAUUUGACAACAGGCGACUCGGGCACCUUCACCGAUCAGGAUCUGUUGAAUUCUUUCGACAGUGACGCCGGCUUCAAUCUAGAUUUUUAGUAAGAUUUUAUAGAGAUUUUUUUUAUUCGGCCAGGAAGAACGAUCUCAGCCCCGUAUCUGCUGGGAGUGACUGGGUUUUGGGAACGAUGAAAAUUAUUCGUAGGGUUUCGGUAGUUUGGUUGUUGUUGUUAGUUGGGGCCAAUUAAUUCGAUCAAAAAAAUGGUUUCGCAUGGAAGGUAUAUCCCUGAAACGUUUCUUGAUAGUGGUUUGAAACGGCAUAUCAAAAUACGUAUUCUUUUUUACAUUAUACAGGCUGAGAGUUCCCAGAGAAAUGUGUUCGUGUUUCGAAUGAUAUCCAGCGGUUUGGCGUUUUUAAAAAUAUCUAACAGAAGAAAAUAAAUUGGGAAACUGUUUAGCGAAAAGUGUUUCUUGAAUACGUUAUGGA
Leptinotarsa decemlineata (Colorado potato beetle) is the source of this 4372-nucleotide messenger RNA. RefSeq lists its product as uncharacterized. Gene Ontology annotation, biological process: Notch signaling pathway; positive regulation of transcription by RNA polymerase II. Gene Ontology annotation, molecular function: transcription coactivator activity; transcription factor binding. Gene Ontology annotation, cellular component: nuclear speck; mediator complex. The record is from RefSeq and is a predicted model, not a curated record. Lineage: Eukaryota; Metazoa; Arthropoda; Insecta; Coleoptera; Chrysomelidae.